ACUCAAGAGUGGUAGAGUUGCGCAUGGAUCUGGAUUUUAUCCUUCACGCUCUUACUCCCUCCUGCAACUCCGUUGCAUUACUGGCCGGGUUCUUCACUUACUUAGCCAUUGCUGGAUCCAUUCUCCCUGGAAAACUCGUUCCUGGGGUUCCUUUACCCGAUGCAACUCGUCUUCACUAUCGCUGCAAUGGUUUGCUUUCGCUUCUUGUGUUGGUUGCACUUCUUGGGAUCAGUACCAAGAUGGGUUUUGUAUCUCCUACUGCUAUAUCAGACAGAGGACUUGAGCUGCUGUGCACAACUUUUAUCUUCAGUUUUCUUGUGACCCUGGUACUCUGUUUUUCCGGUUGCAAAUCACGUAGUAAAGGUUCAUCACUAAAACCUCAUAUCAGUGGAAACCUGAUACAUGAUUGGUGGUUUGGGAUACAACUAAAUCCCCAGUUCAUGGGUAUUGACCUCAAAUUUUUCUUUGUUAGAGCUGGAAUGAUGGGGUGGCUACUUAUCAAUCUAUCAGUUCUUAUGAAGAGCAUUCUAAAUGGUUCUCUGAGCAAGUCAAUGAUUCUCUAUCAGCUAUUCUGUGCACUAUAUGUCCUGGACUAUUUUGUACAUGAAGAGUACAUGACAUCCACAUGGGACAUAAUUGCAGAGAGACUGGGCUUCAUGUUGGUUUUUGGAGAUUUAGUGUGGAUUCCUUUCACUUUUAGCAUACAGGGCUGGUGGUUAUUGAGGAACAAGGUGGAGUUAACUACAGCUGCUGCUGUUGCUAAUUGCUUUGUUUUCCUGAUUGGAUACAUGGUAUUCCGAGGAGCAAACAAGCAAAAACACAUUUUCAAAAAGAAUCCUAAGGCCCCUUUAUGGGGUAAGCCUCCAAUAGUCAUUGGAGGCAAGCUACUUGCUUCUGGUUAUUGGGGUGUUGCUAGACACUGUAAUUACUUGGGGGACUUGCUUCUUGCUCUCUCCUUUAGCUUACCUUGUGGAAUAAGUUCACCACUUCCAUACUUCUAUCCAAUUUAUCUUCUUAUUCUAUUAAUCUGGAGAGAGAGAAGGGAUGAAGCACGUUGUGCAGAGAAGUAUAGAGAGAUAUGGGCCGAGUAUCGUAGACUUGUGCCAUGGAGAAUAUUGCCUUAUGUUUAUUAG
This is a messenger RNA of Abrus precatorius (Indian licorice), 1133 nucleotides long. RefSeq names its product delta(14)-sterol reductase. The record is from RefSeq and is a predicted model, not a curated record. NCBI's taxonomy places the organism in Eukaryota, Viridiplantae, Streptophyta, Magnoliopsida, Fabales, Fabaceae. Gene Ontology annotation, molecular function: Delta14-sterol reductase activity. Gene Ontology annotation, cellular component: endoplasmic reticulum membrane. The transcript is spliced from 13 exons. Gene Ontology annotation, biological process: sterol biosynthetic process. Bases 24 to 1133 code for a protein of 369 amino acids.